This is a messenger RNA of Symbiodinium pilosum, 999 nucleotides long. NCBI's taxonomy places the organism in Eukaryota, Dinophyceae, Suessiales, Symbiodiniaceae. The record is from the annotation of a GenBank genome assembly.
AUGCAGAGUUCCCCUCCUCCUGCGCAGAAGGACAAGGCUUUGCAGAAGGACGAGGCUUUGCAGAAGGACGAGGCUUUGCAGAAGGACGAGGCUUCGCAGAAGGAGGAUGCUUUGCGUGCAAGGGACUCCAGUCAGGAUUCGUCGUUUGUCCCUACACAGAAACUGCCAUCGUCUGAUUGCGAUCCUGUCGAAGAGCCAACGAAGGUCUCAGAUCAUUCUGAUGCCAAGCAUGAUGGCAACGGAAUAAAAUGCGCCCCUACUACCGAUGAACUGGAGAGUAUCCGUGACGAUGAUGAUGAUGAUUACCGCUAUGUCUUGAUUUCCCAGCCACCUCCUGUGCUCAGCUCGGGCGCUAUAUACCAAAAGCUUCGCAGAGUGUUUAUGCCCCGGGCUGAUGGAUCUUUCCUGACAAGUACCGAAUUUCGGGAACAAUGGAAAGACAUCGACCGCUUUGUGAAGAAGUGCCGGUACAUCAGCGAGUCGAUCCAGGAAGAGAGCCUGGAAAUCCAGGGCGAGUUCCUUACUGAGGAGGACAUGCGUACCGCGAAGCACAAAAUUGCGGGCAUCAAGCGCUAUUGCUCCAAGUUCCCCGACCAGUUGAUGAGGGAAUCCAAGUAUGGCCUUGGCACGAUGUAUUGGACUGAUAUCAAGGUGGCUGGCACCUUGAACAGUUGCCAAGCUACUUCCCGCAAUGAUACCCGUAUUUUGGUCAUCCAAGAUGCUCCGAUGGGUGCGGCGUUGGCUGCCGAUCCUGGUGCCCGCGAGGAACUUGAUGAUGAAGUUCAUGAGCAGCCUGAGGAUGGGCAGAACUUGAAGCAUGGGUGGCCAGAGCUUGAGAAAGACAUGGCACCCUCUGCCCUUCUAGUCCCUGCCAACCGAUGCUUCCAGCGACACUUGAAGAAGUUGGAAGCCCUAGCCAAGCGUUUUACGGCCGCUGGAAAGUCGAUAACUGAUCUGCAGCAGCAGUCUGGGCCCCAAUAUCAUAUGUUGGAAUCAUGA